AUGGAUGACACAUACGGGGACAUCACUGAGAAAGAAAAGCAGAUGGUGGCAACCCUCGACAUAUUUUGCAAGAUGCGCGGCGCCCAGUACCCUUUGCUCGCUGCGAAGAUCCGGGAAUUUGAUGAAGAGAUUGCAGGAAAGGAAGCCAAGUUAUUCGCAAUCAAAGAGGACCUGGGGUCCAGAUUGGAUGGUCUAACUGCAGUUAGAGCCGACUGGGCCUUUUCGGGAGACCUUCGCGAUAUGAAGGAAACCGUCACUGCUUUCGAAGACAUACUCCGAGAUAUCAGGGAUGUUAAAAGACGCCGCGCGACGUGGGUUACCAGGGUUCGUGAAAUCCAGAAGUUUGACGAAAUCCUCAAAGGCACAGCUGCCGGGAUACCAACAUAUUGCGGACCAUCCCUAGGAGAUAAGGUCAUCGCUCGAGCUAUAAUACCAGAUCUCCGACGAGGAAGUCAAUCGCAAAAGUCAAUCUUGGACACCGCGCCGUCCAACAGCACUGCCACGGCAGACAUCCCAUCAACGGAGGAGUCAUGA
Messenger RNA from Alternaria ethzedia, 534 nucleotides. RefSeq lists its product as uncharacterized. Bases 1 to 534 code for a protein of 177 amino acids. Lineage: Eukaryota; Fungi; Ascomycota; Dothideomycetes; Pleosporales; Pleosporaceae. The record is from RefSeq and is a predicted model, not a curated record. The transcript has a single exon.